Molecule: messenger RNA, 1056 nt
Organism: Prorocentrum cordatum
Lineage: Eukaryota; Dinophyceae; Prorocentrales; Prorocentraceae
Source: the annotation of a GenBank genome assembly
AUGGAGACCCCGUGUGCAGUGUGCCGCGGCCCUGGCAGUACUGUUGCGUCGUGUCCGUGCGCUGGGCAUCGUGGUGAUGAGUCGCAGCCGACUGCGGCGGUCGAGCUCAUCUCGAAGCAGUUUCAGGCGUCAGAGCAGCAGCGCCAGUUGCACGCGGCACAGCAGCAUGCUGCCCAGAUACAGGCGGACACGCUGCCGGCGGACACCCCGAAAAACGGACCGCAGCGAGGAAGCUCGCCUGAUAGCGCGCCACAUGAGCGGACCGCGACAACCAUACACGACGACACUCAGAGAGCGACGCAUGCGCCUCUGCUGCGCGACCCAGCCAAGAACCCAUUGUUUGGCCAGGCCAGCUCCCAUCGCGAGACGGUCUUGACGAUGCAGGGCGGAGGCGCUGCUUGCGGGCCACUGCCCGCAACGGGCGUGGACCGCCACGCCCGCCAGGUGCGCGCCAACGUCCGAGUGAUCUCGGCGAUCGAACUUGCGACCGCCGACGAGUAUUACAGGCCCAACGCCCGCGGCACUGUGGCUGAGUCUGUGGUUGACUUCGUUAAUCGCCACCUCGGCUGCUAUCAUUCACGCCAGGUCGACCCCGCCAAUCCCGCGGUGUAUCGGGGCCGCGUGGAGGUGGCGAACAUCAGACUCUCCUGGAGCAAGUCGGCCGGGCUGUGGCGCAGCGUGCCCCUGUCCGGCGGUGCGCGAUUGACGCGGCCGGUGCACCCGGCGGAGACGCUAGAGUGCGCGUGGGAGCGGGGGAACUCCGCAGACAUCGACGCGGAGGAGAACGGGCCGGACACGCCGGAUGUGCCGCGGACGCCGACGGUCAAGUUCGACCUGCAGGUGAUGGACGAGCCCACUAUCGAGGAUAUCGUCGAGGAUAUCAUCUUCAGGGAGUUCGGCAUGCACUUCCCGAACGUCCAGGCCCAGGGGGCGCUUCCCGAGGAGGACGCCGCGAGCGCUGGGCCCUUCGCCGUCCUGGCCACAUGGGGCGAGGAAGUGUUCGAGAUGACCGCGCUCCAGCGGAUCGGGGACGAGAGGGGGGAGGCCGAGUCCUGA